Molecule: messenger RNA, 2505 nt
Organism: Saccharomycodes ludwigii
Lineage: Eukaryota; Fungi; Ascomycota; Saccharomycetes; Saccharomycodales; Saccharomycodaceae
Product: transient receptor potential ion channel family protein
Exons: 1
Coding region: 1-2505 (834 amino acids)
Biological process (GO): fungal-type cell wall biogenesis; transmembrane transport
Source: RefSeq, a predicted model, not a curated record
AUGAGAUUAAUACCUUUUUACACUUUACUUAUAGUACUAAUAUCCCAAUUAUGUUCGUAUAUACUAGCACAACAAGAUACCACCACUACACCGAAUACUAAUACCGAUACAACCACCACCAAUACAAAUACCGAUACAACCACCACCACCAAUACAAAUACCGACACAACAAACACUGCUACAACUUCUACAUCUACCUCCUCUUCGUCAUCUUCUACUUCCAACUCUACUUCCAGCAGCGUUUCUGAUGCUAAUGCACGUCAUUUAAGAACAUCGUCUUUAUUAACGUGUAUGCAAAAUUCGAAAUUUACUGCCACUCUAUUUGAUGUUGCAUUUUAUCCUGGAAAUAACUCCGUCGUUUUUGAUAUAGAAGCCACUACCACUAUUGCAAGCAAAGUUAAACUUGAAAUAGAAGUUAUUGCUUAUGGUUUAAAUAUUAUACAAAAGUCUAUGGACCUAUGCUCUUUAAAGGUGGAUAGUAUUUGUCCUUUGAGUGCUGGCAGAAUUGAUGUUAGCGGUAGUUAUACCAUCAAUAGUGAUAUUGUUAAACAAAUUCCAGGUGUUGCCUAUACCAUUCCUGAUUUGGAUGCCAGUGUCAGAGUUUUGGUUUAUGAUACAGAUGAUGACGAUGAUACUUCCGCGUUAGCCUGCGUAGAAGCUAUUUUAAGCAAUGGGAAAACUGUUCAAACAAAAUAUGCAGCAUGGCCAAUUGCUGCUGUUUCAGGUUUGGGUGUUUUGACUAGUGGAUUUAUCUCCGUUAUGGGCCAGUCGUUAACAGCUGCUCAUAUUGCAUCUAAUUCGAUUUCUUUGUUUGUUUAUUUUCAAAACUUGGCUAUAACAGCCAUGAUGGCAGUUUCACGUGUUCCACCUAUUGCAGCUGCGUGGACCCAAAAUUUCCAAUGGUCAAUGGGCAUAAUUAAUGUUGAAUUUAUGCAAAAAAUUUUAAAAUGGUAUGUUCAAAGUACCAGUGGUACUUCCUUAAAUAUUAUUCCAUACCAGGAUGUACUAUCCAUUUCUGUUCAAAAAAAGAGGAAGAGAUCCAGUUAUGUCUUGGCCAAAAAUAUUUUUGAUUCUCUUUCAAAAAGAGCGGUUUCUUUGAGCAGCUCUGUCAGCGAUAAUAUUUUUGAUGAUAGUUCCUUGUAUACUGAAAAUGAAAAAAACGCUACUGCUGUUGCGUCGAAAAUUUUACUUUUAAGGGGUAUUGAAGCAGUAGCCUUUAAAGCUGGUAUAGAAUUAUCGAAUGUUUUCUUAACAGGCAUUGUCUUUUUAUUAUUUUUUAUUUUUUGUAUUGUUGUUGGACUGAUUUUUUUUAAAAGUCUGGUUGAGUUAUUUUUUAGAACAGGCAUUAUGAAUUCUCAAACUUCCAAAUUUUUUGAAUAUAGGCGGGCCUGGGGAAGUAUUAUUAAGGGAACUUUAUACAGAGUGGCUAUUAUUGCUUUCCCACAAGUUACUCUUUUAACUAUUUGGGAAUUCACUGAAUUUGAUAGUGUUGCUUGUAUUGUUGAUGCAAUUGUAUUGUUGGCCAUCUUUGUUAUAUUGCUAUCUUAUGGAUCGAUAAAGGUUAUUAGAAGAGGUUUUGAAUCAUCAAAGUUAUAUAAGAACCCUGCUUACUUAUUGUAUGGAGAUGCUAAUUUUUUGAACAAAUUCGGUUUUCUUUAUGUUCAAUUUAAAGCAGACAUGUAUUGGUGGCUACUUCCAUUAUUGUCUUAUUCUUUAUUAAGAUCUAUUUUUGUUGCCGUUUUACAACAACAAGGCAAAGCACAGGCUUUAAUUAUUUUCAUUAUUGAAAUUAUAUAUUUGGCAGUUUUGUGUUGGAAAAGACCAUACAUGGACAAGCGGACCAAUGCUUUUAAUAUCUGUAUUCACGUUAUUAAUUCCCUGAACAGUUUAUUUUUUUUAUUCUUCAGCACUUUGUUCGGCCAACCACAAGUUGUCUCUUCUGUAAUGGCUGUCGUUUUAUUUGUUUUAAACGCCGUUUUCGCUUUAUUUUUAUUGAUAUUCACGAUAGUUACAUGCUGUUUGGCAUUACUACACAGAAACCCAGACACUAGAUACCAACCAAUGAAAGAUGAUCGGGUUUCCUUUAUACCAAGAGUCAUGACUAACGAUGAUGGUACCGUUGCUGUCGAAUUAAAAAACUUGGGUAAAGUUGCAAUGACAACUAAUGAAACAGAAGAUCAAUUAGCCGAAAGAAAUAACGCAUUUAUAAAGCAUAAUAAUAUGAGUAGUAGAAAAUUAUUACUUGACGAAGAAGAAGGAGAACAGGAAUUAACUCGUGAAAAAUCCUCCGAUGAUCUGAGUAUUAUACAUACAUUGGACGAUUCAAAUAGCACUUUUAGUUCCAGACAACUGCCAACAAGUGCCAUAUCGGGAUUCACUAACACUCAUGGGAACAGUAGCAGAUCUACACAAGAUGCAUAUCAGAAUUUUACAUCUUAUUCCAACUUUCAAAACAAUAACAAUAACAACAACAACAAUAAUAAUAGUUAUAGAGGACAUAAUUAA